GAGGGAGGAGCUGGGCUGGAACAGUAGAUCCAGAAGCAGCUCUCUGUCAGACUCAGAACGAUGUCCGACCCCACAGUAACCGCUUACCUAACCAAGCUGCUCUGCUCCAAUGAGGGGCGGCUGCCCCGGACCCGGCUGUGCGAGCUCCUGGACCUGUCUGUAGAGCAGAUAGACCAGAUUCUGCGGGAAGAGGCGCAUCGCUUCCCGGUUCUGUCCGGGGAUCUAGUGGUGGCUCGAAACCCAAUUAGAAUCUGCCCGGAGUACAUAAGGGAGCAGCCUGAGGGGUAUGAAUGCGAGAAGCUGCACCUGUGCCCGUUCUAUGCCAGAGGCAGGUGCGGGAACAUGAGGGCUCCAUGCAAAUUCUCACAUGAUAUUCACUCAGAACAUAAUCGUGCUGUGUUAAAAAAUAAUGAGAUCAAUGGGCUGAAUGAGGAAGAAUUAAAAAUACUCCUGUUGCAAAAUGACCACUCAUUGAUGCCUGGGGUUUGUAGGAAGUAUGUGUAUGAUACCUGCCAGAGUGGGAAUGAUUGCAGUAGGCUCCAUGUCUGUGGUUACUUUCUGAAGGGAGAAUGUACCCGUCAUGCCUGUAAGAAGUCUCACAAUCUUCUUGACUCAAAAACAAAUCGUCUGCUUAUAAAGUAUGGGCAGACAGAUGUCUCCAUCCAGAACUUCCAUUUGCUCUGCACAGUCAAAUACAAUAAGGAUCUCCAGUUGCAGCGAGAGGCAAGAAGUGGGCCAAAGAGAGGAGCCAACGCAAACACAAGGGGAAGAGGACGGAGCACAUCUAGAAAUAGAAAUGAUUUAGGAGUUGCAGCUCAGAAUAAACCAAAGAACAGGAGAAGGAAUAGGAAAAAAGGAGAACCAGGACAUUCUUCAACUAAGGGACCCAGCAGUCAAGGGACGGUAGCUACUGAGAGAAAGAAAUGUACAACUUCUGAAAGUGAGCAGGACGAAAAUAAUGAUAGCGAUGAAGAAAGCUGUGAUCAGAACAUACCAGGAAAAUUAUUAAAUGUAAAAUCUGCAGAAAAUUAUGGACAACCCAAAGUAAAUGUUUCCGUUGAAGCCGGACUGCGAGGUCCUGGGAAUGCAGUGCCACCUCCUACGUCAAUAACAUCUUUAUACACUGACAGCUCAUCUACAUGUAUCAAACCUGUGGCAUCUACAAAAUAUAAUACACCAGUGAAAACAACAGUACCUACAAAAUCUGACACAUCAGAGAAAACGAUGGUAUUUAACAACUUUACCACACAAGCAGAAACAAUAUUUACUAAACCUGACAAACUGGUGAAUACUCUCACAAUUUACCCACUGACAUCUUAUACAUCAAAACCUUCAGGUGAUAUAUCAACGCCAUGCCCAUCCAGUGACCAGGAAAAUGCUUUUAUUAAAUCAGGUAUACAGAUGAAUGAAAAUACUCAAAGACUUUGCAGAUUACCUCAAACAAUAAAGGAUGAUACGCCAGGACAAGUUUCCACUACAACACUAUUCAGUUCCCAGAAAAGCACGUUGGCACCUUAUACACCCAUCAAUUUUCCCGUCAGAAAUGUGCCCACUACUGAACACUGUAGUAGUUUUGCAGGGUCACAUAACCCAGUGAAUAUGCCUGCUACACCAUUAAUUUCCCAGAAAAGCACGUUGACACCUUAUACACCCAUACAUUUUCCCGUCAGAAAUUUGCCCACUACUGAACACUAUAGUAGAUUUGCAGGGUCACAUAACCCAGUGAAUACGCCUGCUACAGUUUUUAUCGGCACCCCACUGAUUACACCUUUCAAAUCAGAUGAUCCAGUGAAUAAGCUCACAGUUACUGGCCAGCCAAGUCAAAGCUCUUACAACGUAUCCUCUAUAAAAACUGGAACCAACAUGUCUAUAACAGAAUCGCUAGUAAAUGACACAUAUGGAAUAACUGCAGACAACAGUUAUCGUUAUCCUCAAUUGCACAAUGAAUUUAAAAUGGAUUUUCCCCCUACAACUGGUUUAGUCAACCUUUCCCUAAACGAAAAAUCCAGUGCUGUAAAUUAUACAACUAAGCCCACUCAGUCAGUGAGUCAGAAUGAUGUUUCUAUCAAGAAACCUGAAGUCAAACAUCCCCUAAACGAAACAUCCAGUACUCUAAAUUUUACACCUAAGCCUACUCAGUUAAGCCAGAAUGAUGUUAUUUUUAAGAAGCCUGAAGUUGGUAAAGUUUCUGAAGUUAAUGAGAUCUGUCUCUUCAACAUCUGGAAAUACUGCAAAUUUGGCCUUAAGUGUGGAGCAAAGCACUAUCACCUUCCCUAUUGCUGGCAGUACUUUGAUGGCACCAGAUGGAAAGACAUGCUAAAUAUGGACCAUAUUGAGAAAGCGUACUGUGAUCCCAACGUGGACAGAAUUCCUUUGGUUGAUUUUCAGACAAUGAAAAGUGGUACAAGCACAGUACGGCGCCUGUCCACUCCAUCUUCCGUCACAAAACCUCUUGAAUUUGUUCUGACUACUGAGUGGAUCUGGUACUGGAAAGACGAAACAGGAUCAUGGAUCGAAUAUGGGAAAUUGAAUGGAAAGGAGCAGAUUGCUUCAAUAUCGUCAGCUGUCUUGGAAAACAUCUACCUGGCUGAUCCCAAAGAAGUGGCUCCAUUUGCCGCUGGGCAGCAGAAAUAUGAAAUUAGUUUUAAAGAUAUGAUGCAGAAAAACCUUAUGUUUGGGACACAGAGGGAGGUUCGCAGAAGACCACUCUAUCUUGCUCCAGAUAACGUGAGCAAACUCAGAGGAAGCACAAAGACAACCCAGGUCAGCUCACCUCUAAAAACUGGAGUCUACCCCACAACCUGGGACACUAACGCACUGCCAGAGUUAGGAUAUCAGCUGAUUGAUGUCUCUUCGACUUCCUCUGAAUACACGGAGAUCCACAAAAUGUUCUCCAAGACCUUGUCCAAUCAAGUAGUAAAGAAUAUCAAGCGCAUACAGAACCCAUCUCUUUGGCAAGUUUUCCAGUGGCAAAAGGAACAAAUGAAGAAAAUAAACAAGGGGAGAGAUGCUGUUGAGUGCCAGCUGUUUCAUGGGACAGAUCAUUCCCACCUUAGCACCAUUUGCCAUCAUAACUUUGACUGGCGUAUUUGUGGGACACAUGGAACGUUAUAUGGUCAAGGUAGUUACUUUGCCAGAGAUGCCUCUUACUCCCACAGCUACUCAUCCCCGGAUAGAAGAGGCAGAAGAUCUAUGUUUGUGGCCCGAGUUUUAGUGGGAGACUCUGUUAUUGGGAAUUCCACACUGAAUCGUCCACCCUACAAAUGUGGCAGCACUACCCACAGUUAUGAUAGCUGUGUGGACCAAUUGGUCAAUCCUACCAUCUUUGUAGUGUUUGAAAAGCACCAGAUUUACCCAGAAUAUAUUCUUGAGUAUGAAGAAGAGAAGAAAUCGUGCUGCAUUAGCUGAUGGAAGGAAUGGGAAAUGCAACUCCAGGGCCCACACUACUGGUUGUUUGAAGACCAAUCCAACCUGUAUUAGAGAAUUAGUCAGAUCAAAGUUAUGAUUCUAGAAGAACUAAUAUAAACAAUUUUAUUUUGUUUAGGCAAGCUAUUCGCUCUCAAGUGAAGCAAUAUAUCUAUUGAGUGCACUUAAUUUAAAAAAAAUUCCCUACUUAUCUUUUUUAACCACUAAAAAUUGAGGCCAACAUUUGAUAUUUGAGUACUAGCUAUUCCCAUUCUAAAAGAAACCAAUGCAUAUAAAAUGGUAUAUUAUAUGAACAUUCUACUUUAGGCUUAGGGAAAUUAAAACAAAAUACAUCACAGUUAAUGAUUUGCUUUUUGUCUAUAAAAUAAUUAUUAGGCUCUGGAGCCCUAAGAGAAAUAGAGAAAACAAAUGUGGAAUAUUUGCUACAAUAUAUGUAGAGUUACACAUCUUUUGUUUGGAAAGGAGGGACACGUAUUCUCUAAUGGUUAGUUUACUGUUUAUGGAUUGAGAAUUAUUCAUAGAAAAUUAUCUGAAACUUCAAUCCAUGAAUGGAAUAAUCACAGAAUCUUAAGUCCAUAUGAAGUUGUGACUUUUGAUUCUGCCUCGUCCGCGAGUGCGGAUUGGUUCUUGUAAUUAUACAGAGCAGUAAUUCACUCAUAAUGUAUUUACCCUGCCGUGCAGAUUCUCAGGGUUUUUGCACAAGUGCAAGGUAACAAAGCGAAUAUGCAAUGCAUAUACGUUACAUUUACUUUCUACCUGUUGCUUUGAGACAGUAACUGAUCAAACUGAUCAAAGGUCAGUCUCAUGCACACAUCUUACUUAAUAACAAACCUUAUACUACAUGUGAUACAUGGAUGUAUCUGAUUUCUGCAUGUAAUAGCUUAAACCUAUGUAAACUCAGGGAUUUGAGUUCAGAAGGCAGUAGUGCAGUCAGGUGCAAAUCCAGGUAAGCACAUCAAUCACUUAUUCUAAAAUAGUAGGAUCAGGUUUUAACGGCAAAUAAGGAAAAAUGUGAGGCACGUUUAAUCGGAAGAUAGUACAGUAACAGUAUGUAAUAUAUUACAUAGAAAGAGUCUAAAUUGCACUGCUAUAUUAAACGCUUUGUAAGGCUGAAGAGCUUUUUUUAUAUCAGGACUUUAUAGCAAAGUGCUAAGAUAGCUGGAACAAUAUGCAGGUGUUGGACCAGAAGAUACUAUAGGCAGUUGACAGUCCAGAAGAUACUCUCGGCAGGUUACUGUACAGAAAACAAUAUAGGGAGGUGACUAUCCAGAAGAUACUAUAGGCAGGUGACUGUCCAGAAGACACUAUAGGCAGGUGACUAUCCAGAAGACACUAUAGGCAGGAGACUAUCCAGAAGAUACUAUAGGCAGGUGACUGUACAGAAGACACUAUAGGGAGGUGACUAUCUAGAAUAUACUAUAGGCAGGUGACUAUCCAGAAGAUACUAUAGGCAGGUUACUGUACAGAAAACAAUAUAGGGAGGUGACUAUCCAGAAGAUACUAUAGGCAGGUGACUGUCCAGAAGACACUAUAGGCAGGAGACUAUCCAGAAGAUACUAUAGGCAGGUGAGGUGACUAUCUAGAAUAUACUAUAGGCAGGUGACUGUAAAGAAGACACUAUAGGCAGGUUACUAUCCAGAAGAUACUAUAGGCAGGUGACUGUACAGAAGAUACUAUAGGCAGGUGACUAUCCAGAAGAUACUAUAGGCAGGUGACUAUAUAGAAUACACUAUAGGCAUUUGACUAUCCAGAAGAUACAAUAGGCAGGUGACUGUACAAAAGAAACUAUAGAGAGGUGACUGUCCAUAAGACACUAUAGAUGCUCUGUCAGCUGCAUUUAAAAAGUGCAGUGUAGGAGGCAUUUACUCCACUAAAAUGCGGCCAACUCUUGGAGGAGAACACAACAGUAGCAUUGUCAUUUCCAUACGGUAAAGCCAUGUGACUAUGUUUUGUGUUGCAGUCUUCUCUAGCAGCCAUGUAUUACACAUACCCUAAAGCUGUAAUCUGGCUACUUCUUCCUACCCUACCAGCAAAGGUUCUGCUAAAAAGCAGGAUCAAAACAACAGAAACCAAAGCAGAAAUAUUGUCUGAAGUGGCCUCUAAUGAGUAGCUGUUAUCAGCAGCAGCAAAAAUACAACACGUUUAUAUUAACUUGUGCAGUUGAUAAUGUCUUACCAAUUGAAUUAGAUUUGUUUAUAUUGUUUAUGAAAAAGAUAGUGAAUGCACUUUCUACAUGUAGGGGAAUCGCAUACUGUUUCUACAUGAAAAUAACUGUAUAACCUAGGACCUAUGAGAAAUAAUUAUAUUAGAAUGACAAAUGUGUUAUUUUAUAAAAUGUAUGUUUCAUUCACACAUACAGUUAGAUUUAUGUAAUAAGAUAUUUGUGUUCAACAGCCGUAAAUGUUUUACUUAAAAAAAAAAAACCAAUAAAACAAGAAUAUAUUUUAAAUAUCAUUAAAGAACUACAUUGUACCCAAA
Bombina bombina (fire-bellied toad) is the source of this 5904-nucleotide messenger RNA. RefSeq lists its product as uncharacterized. The record is from RefSeq and is a predicted model, not a curated record. The transcript is spliced from 14 exons. Bases 61 to 3408 code for a protein of 1115 amino acids. Lineage: Eukaryota; Metazoa; Chordata; Amphibia; Anura; Bombinatoridae. Gene Ontology annotation, molecular function: metal ion binding; NAD+ poly-ADP-ribosyltransferase activity.